Molecule: messenger RNA, 2702 nt
Organism: Diospyros lotus (date-plum)
Lineage: Eukaryota; Viridiplantae; Streptophyta; Magnoliopsida; Ericales; Ebenaceae
Product: rust resistance kinase Lr10-like
Exons: 4
Coding region: 531-2435 (634 amino acids)
Biological process (GO): protein phosphorylation
Molecular function (GO): polysaccharide binding; ATP binding; protein kinase activity
Source: RefSeq, a predicted model, not a curated record
AAAAUCUGUCUCUCUCUCUCUCUCUCUCUGAACAUGUCUGGUUGAGCCUCGUCAUUGCAGCUGGGCAUCCAACCCUUCUUUUUCUUCUCCUCCUGUAUUAGUCUGGUUAUAGAUAUAGAGAUGCUAAGUCCUCAUCUUCAUCAUCAUUCAAAUGUGACCCAAACUUCUAUUCUUCCAGCGAAAACCUUCCCAAUAUUAGCUACCCCUUUGGCCGAAAAAACGACCCUAGAGGCUGCGGCCUAAAGCGAUUCGAAUUGGCCUGCGAAAACAAUCGCAUAAUAUUAUACUUGUUUGGUGGAAUUGGAAAGUAUACGUGCUAGCCAUCAGCUGCGACAACGGAACCAUUCGGGUAGUGGAGGUGGGCAUCGACCAGCGCAAUUGCUCCUCUCUUCUUUCUUCCCUCUCGUCACGUAACCUUAUAGAUCUAAGUGGGUAUCCCCAUAAUUAUGAGUCAUGGUACUUCUCUAAUGUAGAAGUAGUUUUCAUGAGCUGUGAAAGGCAGGUGAAGUCUCGGUUCUACAGGGAGAUUGAUGGUUCUUCUAGGUUGUACAUGGAUCUUGCUGGUGUUGCCAGCUCUGGUUCUUGUUUAUAAAUAUGGAUAUGGAUAUGGAUAUGGAUAUAGAUAUGGAUAUGAAUAUGGAUAUGGUCGGGGUGCUAAUUCCUUUUCAUCAUUAUCAUCAUCCAAAUGCGACCCAAACUUCUCUUCUUCCUGCGGAAGCCUUCCCAAUAUUAGUUACCCCUUCCGCCUCAAACAGGACCCUAAAGGCUGCGGCCUAACGCAAUUCGAAUUGGCCUGCAAGAACAAUCGCACAAUAUGGUACUUGUUACACAGGAUGUACUACGUCCUAGACAUCUACUACGAGAACAAAACCAUUCGGAUAGUGGACGUGGGCAUCGACAAGCGCAAUUGCUCCUCUCUUCCUCUUCAUUCCUCGCCACUUACUAACCUGCUUUUAGAUAGAUAUUUUGAAUAUCUCCUCGAAUAUUCGAAUGUAGUAAUGUUGGUGAACUGUGAGAGGCCGAUAAAGUCUGGGAAUAAUUCUUACGUGGAUCUUGCUACUGGUUCUAAUUCUAAUUGCUUCAACAAUUACUCUCCUUUAAGACGAAAUCAUUCGUAUAUGCUGGUAGGUGACUUGAGUAUCUCGGAUGUAGCAGAGUUGUGCACGGUGGAGGCAGUGGUUCGCGUUACGGCUGAGUUGUUCCCUGGUGGUGGCGGGAACCUUUCACUCUUGGACAUUCACAGCGCCAUGGCUAAUGGGUUUGAGCUUCGUUACUUCAGUAGCUGGGACUGGCAGUGCCCCAGAAAUUGGUCCUACUUCCAUUGCCUCAUGGAGGAAAUCAGAUUGUUAACGACAACUUCCUUCAUUUAUGAGUCCGCCCUCUGGUGCGGAUAUCUCGGUGUAAGAGCUUUAAUUGGGCUACCACUCUAUUUGGCACUUUUGGUGUACAAAUUCAGGAAAAGACAUGCAUGGAUGAACGAAGACAUUGAGAGUUUCCUUCAAAGUCAAGAUGAUCUUGUGCCCAUUAGCUACUCUUAUUCUAUGAUUAAUAAAAUGACUACCGGCUUCAAUCAUAAGCUAGGUGAAGGAGGCUUUGCUGAAGUCUAUAAAGGAAAACUUCGUAGCGGUAAAAUUGUAGCUGUAAAAAUGUUAAAGAUGUCCAAAGCUACUGCACGAGAGUUUAUCAACGAAGUUGCCACCAUUGGCAAGAUCCAUCAUGUCAACGUGGUUCGUCUUGUUGGAUUUCAUGCUGGAAGAUCUAAACGCGCUCUUAUAUAUGAUUUUAUGCCUAAUGGGUCACUUGAAAAAUACAUAUUUUUCGAGCAAGGAGAUUCAUCUUUGACCUAUAACCAAAUGUUCAAGAUUUCACUUGGUGUGGCUCGUGGAAUUGAGUACUUGCAUUGCGGUUGUGAGAUGAAGAUCUUGCAUUUUGACAUCAAGCCUCACAACAUUCUUCUUGACAAGGAUUUUACCCCUAAAGUUUCAGAUUUUGGAUUGGCAAAACUGUACCCAACUGAUGAUAGCAUUGUGUCUUUGACUGCAGCUAGAGGGACAUUCGGCUACAUGGCUCCAGAGUUGUUAUACAAAAACAUUGGAAGGGUUUCUCACAAGGCUGAUGUUUACAGUUUCGGAAUGUUGCUAAUGGAAAUGGCAGGUAGGAGGCGGAACCUAAAUGCCUUUGUGGAUCACUGUAGCCAAAUUUACUUUCCUUCAUGGGUAUAUAACCAGUUAAAUAAAGGAAAGGGGAUAGAAAUAGGGGAUGCCAACGAGGAGGAUGAAUUGCUAGUGAAAAAGAUAAUGUUGGUGGCUCUGUGGUGCAUUCAAAUGAAACCCGAUGAUCGCCCAUCAAUGAGCAAGGUAGUGGAGAUGCUCCAAGGGAGUGUUACACUCUUGCCUAUGCCUUCCAAGCCCUCUGUUUGUCCACAAGAAAUGUGAGAUGAAUAGAUUGGAAUCAACAAAAAUCUUGCAGGGCAAACAUUGGUGUAUAUUUUCAUUUACUAUGAACGGAAGUGGAAGUGGAAGUAAAACUUAAUAUUUCAUGUAAAAAAUAAUGUGCGUAGCCAGAGGGAGCGUGCAACCAUGCAUGGCAUCUCAAUCUUAUUCCAACAUAUAUAAUUAGGCAACUAUGCUUCAACUUUGCAUAUCAUAUUUACUAAUAAGAUGUUAUUAAAUUAAUGUAUCUUUAUUUAUGUUCUAAUAUAA